Messenger RNA from Pan troglodytes (chimpanzee), 2482 nucleotides. RefSeq names its product chromosome 2A C2orf81 homolog (gene C2AH2orf81). Bases 472 to 2403 code for a protein of 643 amino acids. Lineage: Eukaryota; Metazoa; Chordata; Mammalia; Primates; Hominidae. The record is from RefSeq and is a predicted model, not a curated record. The transcript has 4 exons.
GCAGCAGAAACACCAGCGUUGCUGCGACCGCGUUGGCGAUGGCGCACGAAGGCUCGGUGAGCUUCAGUUCAGCUGGGGAUGCGCCAGAGCCAGGGUCGGCCGUUAAGGUCGGUGUCGGGAACAGUGGGCUGGCUCUGGGCCGCCCAGUGCCCCUACUUGCUCCCGCCCACCGCGCGGGAGUUUAGAUGACCAAGGAAGCCACGUCGGUACUCGGGCAGAAAACCUACACCUGCACGGUGCCCACUCAAACGCUUUGUUACACUCAAGCCAUGAGGGAAAGGGUCAGUGGGUGGUGUAGAGCCCGAGAACAGGAAGUGGAUUUUGAAACAGCUAAUGAAUGUAUCCCUGCACUAGGUUGGACAGCCCCCAUUGGCUACAGGAAAGCGGGAGGGGUGUGAGUCCCCUACUCCCUCUUUGCAGUGGCCCCAGCCCCCUUACCGUCUGCCUGGGAUCUGAGUACAUAUUGCAGUGAUGGAGAUGCAGUCACCUAUUGUCCAGAGGCAGGAGAGGCAGGUCCGAGACCGCGGGGUGACCCGGUCCAAGGCGGAAAAAGUGCGGCCGCCCACUGUGCCAGUGCCUCAGGUGGAUAUUGUGCCUGGGCGGCUCAGUGAGGCCGAGUGGAUGGCGCUUACAGCCCUCGAGGAGGGCGAGGACGUCGUAGGGGACAUCUUGGCCGACUUGCUGGCUCGAGUCAUGGACUCUGCUUUCAAAGUCUACCUGACUCAGCAGUGCAUUCCAUUCACCAUCAGCCAGGCCCGGGAGGCCAUGCUGCAGAUCACCGAGUGGCGCUUCCUGGCCCGGGACGAGGGAGAAUCUGCAGUAGCUGAGGACCCCACAUGGGGUGAGGACGAGGAGCCUUCGGCAUGCACGACGGACUCCUGGGCUCAGGGUUCAGUGCCCGUGCUGCACGCGUCCACCUCGGAGGGCCUGGAGAACUUCCAAGGCGAAGUACACUCCUCAGGAGCCUCUCCGGACUCCUCUGCCAUUACUCCUGCUCUCCCCUUUCCGACAUCUCACUGCCCGAGUGCAUUUCCCCAGGACCCUGGGGGCGUGGACCGGAUCCCUUUAGGAAGGUCGUGGAUGGGUCGAGGCUCCCAGGAGCAGAUGGAAUCUUGGGAGCCUUCUCCGCAGCUGAGAGUCACCUCGGCCCCUCCUCCCACAUCAGAGCUGUUUCAGGAGGCAGGGCCCGGAGGUCCUGUAGAGGAAGCGGACGGCCAGUCUAGAGGCCUCUCCUCGGCCGGGUCCUUGAGCGCGAGCUUCCAACUGUCGGUGGAGGAGGCGCCUGCCGACGAUGCCGACCCUUCUCUGGAUCCGUACCUGGUAGCCAGCCCCCAGGCCUCAACCGGGAGAGGACACCCCCUCGGCUUCCGUUUGUCGUUGGAAGACCCCUACUGUUGCAUGCCCCAACUGGACGCGGCUGGGGAUCGGCUGGAACUCAGGUCAGAGGGGGUGCCCUGCAUCGCCUCGGGCGUGUUGGUGUCCUACCCCUCUGUGGGCGGCGCCACCCGCCCCUCCGCGUCCUGCCAGCAGCAGCCGGCCGGGCACUCGGAUGUGCGGCUGAGCGCCCACCACCACAGGAUGCGCCGCAAGGCGGCCGUGAAACGCCUGGACCCUGCGAGGCUCCCGUGCCACUGGGUGCGCCCUCUGGCUGAGGUCCUGGUCCCAGACUCUCAAACACGCCCCUUGGAAGCCUACCGCGGACGCCAGCGGGGCGAGAAGACCAAGUCCCGGGCCGAACCCCAAGCCCUCGGCCCCGGCACCCGUGUCUCCCCGGCAGCGUUCUUCCCUCUCCGGCCAGGCAUUCCUUUCCGUGACUUGGACUCGGGCCCCGCACUCCUGUUCCCCACUUUAAAUUUAGGCCUAUCGUCGCCAUCCCUCGAGUCAAAGCUGCCACUCCCCAACUCCAGGAUCCGCUUCCUCACCACACACCCGGUGCUCCCUGAUGUGGCCCGCAGCCGCAGCCCCAAGCUGUGGCCCAGUGUCAGGUGGCCCAGCGGUUGGGAGGGGAAGGCCGAGCUGCUGGGCGAGCUGUGGGCUGGCCGGACCUGCGUGCCUCCACAGGGUCUGGAGCUGGCAGACAGGGAGGGCCAGGAUCCUGGCAGAUGGCCUCGAACCACACCCCCGGUCCUUGAAGCCACUUCCCAGGUGAUGUGGAAGCCGGUGUUGCUGCCAGAAGCCCUGAAGCUGGCCCCUGGUGUGAGCAUGUGGAACCGGAGCACCCAGGUGUUGCUCAGCUCUGGUGUGCCUGAACAAGAGGACAAAGAAGGUAGCACCUUUCCUCCCGUUGAGCAACAUCCCAUCCAGACAGGUGCCCCAAAGCCCCAGGUGACCGUAGCACAGCUAAUGAAGAACUCAGCCCCCAAAGUGUGGUCACGCUCCUCUAAGCCUGCUGCCUCCCUCUGAUCCCUGAGCCUCUGGCAGUAGUAACUGGCCCCUCCCUCUGCUAGCCAGAAAUAAACACCUGAGUUGCCUUAGGAACUAG